Molecule: messenger RNA, 2346 nt
Organism: Paramuricea clavata
Lineage: Eukaryota; Metazoa; Cnidaria; Anthozoa; Malacalcyonacea; Plexauridae
Source: the annotation of a GenBank genome assembly
AUGUUUGUUGAAACGAUCGAUAAGCUCCUUUCUGAAUUCCAGCAACGACUAGGCACGAAAACUAGCAUACCAUGGGGCUGGUUUUUCACAAAACUAGCAACGCUUUUAUCACGUUAUCCGACAGGAGUUACCAAAGCUAUCAUGUUUUCUGAACUGGAAUGCGCUUGGAGAAAGAUCGAAAAACUGCAGGCUAAAGGGGGAAUGCAUUCAGCUGAUAGUUUAAGGUCGAUUGUCUUAUCGAAGCAUCUUUCCCCCCAAGCCGUAUUUGAGGUGUUUUUGAAAGAGGUUAAAAUUGUCGAAGGGACUCACACGCGUAUUGCUGUGAUAGAAGAAUCCAGUGCUGAAUCCAGUUUUACGAUGGAGAUGUACCUUCAUCAAAAGUUAUAUGCAGAAGUUGAUGAGAUAAUGGCUAACGGUUCUAAAUUGAGGUUUACUGGGUGUCGGCUAUUCGACGGCCGCAGGAAGAAGUCUUUGAGGCUGCUCCCAUCUGAAAGUUUUGUUGUGCUCGUUAAUGAUGAGCAUAAUGAGAAUUUUUGCCAAAAUUUUGCUUCCUUGGAGGGUAUGUUUUAACUCGUUAACUUGAAUGUCUGUCUGCCCCCCCUGAAAAUACCUCCCCCCACUCGAAGGUCUGCCCCUCCCUCAAGAAAAUCUCCCCCCACUUGAAAGUCUGCUUGUCUCCCACUUAAUAAAGUUUUCCCCCCACUUGAAUGCCAUCCCUCUGAAAAUUCUCCCCCUAUUUGAAAGGCUGCCCACCUUGAAAAUCCCCCCAUGUAGGAUGGCAUAAACUCACCCUACAUUCCCUAAAACAAUUCUGGUACAUACUGUGUGUGUGCCUCAUGUUUUUAAUACAAUAUUCUUAGGGCUUGAUCAGUUCAGUGAAUCUCAAUAUGUCAGUAGUAUCAUUAAAGUCAAAGUUACUGAGAUCUCUCCACAAGAAUCCAUUCAUUACCAAAAUGGCAAUACUGCAAACAAAAUUACUGUUCUCGUCACUGAUGAUGUUGGAAUUCAAGCGAAAUUCCAGCUUUGGGAAGAGUACUUGGCCAUGGCGAACCUUUUUGAAGAAGGCGACACCCUCUACAUCAAGCGAUGUUUUCUUGUACCAGACGACCUAGAGUGUUUUGUGUUGGAGUAUGGCCCGGAGACGAUCAUUUUUUGUCAACCCCUGGCCCACGAGCAAGAAGUAUUACAGAGUCAGAAAGCCGGCUCAAAACUAUUGUAUGUUGCCAAGGACAACAAGGGAAUGUUAGACUGCUCUAUGUACCCAGAGAGACUUGGUGUUUCUGAGAUAAAACAAAAUAUGACCAAUAUCACACUUGCCGGACAAGUUGUAUCUGUGGGUGGUUGCAAAUUACUUAGAGGAGAGGGGAUUGAUAUGGUGAAAUAUGACCUCAGGGUGCAGGACGAGUCUGGGGUCUGUAGCAUUGUGGUUGUGGAACCAUAUAAAGGUGGUACCGUGCUGUAUUCUGGCCAGUUUGUCCUUAUGAAAAAUCUUCAUGUUUCAAGUAGGUAUUACAGGGUUUGAGAUUGGAAUUUCUUCUUCAAAUCCAUUGUGGAUACAACAAUUUAGGGACCAGUCAACUAUGGUGGCUUGAACUGUAGAACACUACCUGCACUGAACACCAUUAUUAAAAAUGUUUCACUAUUUCCUUAACUUCAGGUGACUACAGUAUGGGGAUAACGAUGGACCUGAACACGGACAAAGAUGGUGACCUCUGGAAUCUUAGUUAUCUUCAAGGAUGGCUGGCAACGUCUUCCCUCUGUACCGUAACCUCACUGGCUUGCCUGGAUCCAGAGUCCUCACAGUUUGUUCUCAAAGGAAUAAUCUCUCACGUACGCUCAAGAGUUAGAGAUGAACGUGUGGUGCGGGUCCAUUGCUCUUGCCGUGGCCAGGUGGUUGAAGACAUGGAUGGGCAGCUUAAAUGUGAAAAAUGUCACACCAAAGGCAUGGCAGAGAUGACUACGCAUAACAAUGCCUUGAAGGUAUGUAUAUAGGCCUCGACAGGGGUGCUGGGAGGGGGGGGGGCAGGUACCCCCAUUGCCCUAACAGUGUAGUAUAGUGUAAACAUAGUCUUUCUUGUUUGUUUACAGUUGUUCAACCUUGAUGGUUUCUGGUGUUGGCAGUACGAUCUUUGCAUCACUAUUAUGGAGUCAGAACAACAGCAGUUACAAGUGAACAUUUCGAACGAAGUAGGAGAGAAAUUACUCCAGUUACCAGCAGCUCAGUUGCGGGCACUGGGUAGUGAUGGUCAGCGCAGGGUAUUUGAGUGCAUGCUAGGACAGGAGUGUCUCUAUGGUUUGUCAAAUUUUAAGGGAGAAUUACUGGUCAGUGCUGUCAAUCAAAUUUAG